AUGAUAGUAGGAAGAGCCAACAUCGAAGGAUCAAAAAGUAACGUCGCUAUGAACGCUUGGCUACCACAAGCCAGUUAUCCCUGUGGAUCGAUAGGCCAUGCUUUCACUGUUCGUAUUCGUACAGGAAAUCAAAAUCAAACGAGCUUUUACCCUUUUGUUCCACACGAAAUUUUUGUUCUCAUUGAGCUCAUCUUAGGACACCUGCUUUAUCUUUUAACAGAUGUGCCACCCCAGCCAAACUUCCCACCUGACAAUGUCCUCCGCCUGGAUCGACGGGCUGAGGCCAGCCUUGGGUCCAAAAGAAGCGAUGAUGAGGCAUUUGGCUACCUUAAGAGAGUCAUAGUUACUCCCGUCGUUUACCCGCGCUUGGUUGAAUUUCUUCACUUUGACAUUCAGAGCACUGGGCAGAAAUCACAUUGCGUGAGCAUCUGCAGGGACCAUCGUAAUGCUUUGUUUUAAUUAAACAGUCGGAUUCCCCUUGUCCAUACUAGUUUUGAGUUGACUGUUCAUCGCCCGGGGAAGGCCCCCGAGGGAGCCGUUCACAGUCCAUCCCUCGGUCGGCACGCGAUGACCCGCUUUCUUCGUGGGAGUAGCUCGAGCAGUGCACCAGUAGUCGACGGGUUCGAGACUGGGACCCUUGUGCCCUACCCUCAGAGCCAAUCCUUUUCUUGAGGUUACAAAUCCAUUUUGCUGACUUCCCUUACCUACAUUGUUCCAUAGACCAGAGGUUGUUCACCUUGGAGACCUGAUGCUGUUAUGAGUAAGAUCGGGCACAGACGACACUCGAUCCUUCAGAUUUUCAAGGGCCGUCGGGGGUGCACCGGGCACCAUGCGACGUGCGGUGCUCUUCUGGCCAUUGGACCUACCUUCGACUGAGCCAUUUCUAGGGUGGAUGGGCUAUUAAACAGAAAAGAUAAUUCUUCUCGAGGCCUCCACUGACGUCUCCGGACUCCCUAACAUUACCGUCAGCCAUCGCAUCCCGGUUCAAGAAUUUUAACCAAAUUCCCUUUCGAAGCUCGCAUGGGA
Durio zibethinus is the source of this 1026-nucleotide messenger RNA. Lineage: Eukaryota; Viridiplantae; Streptophyta; Magnoliopsida; Malvales; Malvaceae. The record is from RefSeq and is a predicted model, not a curated record.